AUGGUCGCUGCCCUAUCCUUGUCUCAACUCUUCAACUUGCCUAUUGUCGACCAACUCGUCCUGGAUGUGCGCCAUCGUGUCAACGAGCCAGACCACGUGAUUUGCGCUCUUCGACUGCCCUUGAGUCAGCUACCGGACGGGCCUGACGAGCUUGUGGACGCUCGCUGCGAAAGUCUGCUUCUGUCGGCCCUGGCCAAGCACGUCGAGAUCUGGGGCCUACCGGACAAGUGCGACUUUGUCGUGGUGUACGGUGAUGCUGAGGAUGAAGCCCCUCCUGACGUCCGCCGAGCCCAGGCUCGCUUCAUCACAUUUCUUCAAGAGCGUCUGGAGCACAUGAAAGAACGCGAGUGGGCGCUGGUCCGACCGGGCCAGGAUCGGCGCCAUCUCCAGCAGCUACUCGGUGACCCACUCGGCGCUGGGCCUAGCAAUAAUGGUCCCGACCAGCAAAACAACGAGGAUGAUCAACCACGCCCAGAUGCUGCUGGGCUUCUCUUGGCAAGCUUAAAGCGCCUCGAGCGGACCUUGAUCCGCAAUUGCCAAGGUGUUCGCACCAUGGCGGGGGGCUACCGAGUUUUGCGGGCUGCCUACCCAUUUCUCACUGGCCCGCCAGGUACGGAUGCUUCAAAUCUGGCGGCACUGCCCUCGCAAUUGCACCGCCACCUCUUUGUCGGCUCGCGCCCCUUUGAGGCUUCGGCUGAGCGUUUAGCCCAGCUUGGGGUGGCAGCCGUUGUGACCCACAACCGGCCAGAGCGCCGCAACAUUCUCGAUGUGCGCGGUCAAGUGGAACUGGUCAAUGGCAUCGAGUAUCUGCACCUGGCCCUUCGGGAUUCAGACCCACGUGAAGAUGUCCGAGCCAUUUUUCCUCCCGCCGCCGACUUUAUUACCCGCCACGUCGAUGCAGGCCGCACCGUCCUCAUUCAGCUGCAUGGUCGCUCUCAGUCGGCCGCUCUUGGCCUCUUUUGGUAUUGCCUUCACGAGCGCGUGUCGGUCCCUUUGGCACUGGCCGCAGUGGACAGUGCCACUCGCUUCCGAGUGGAUCAUCGCCUCAUGUACCUCAGCCAGCUUUAUCACCUCCUUGCUGCUCGUUUGCCCGCACCUGACAUGUAA
Monosiga brevicollis MX1 is the source of this 1107-nucleotide messenger RNA. RefSeq lists its product as uncharacterized. The record is from RefSeq and is a predicted model, not a curated record. Bases 1 to 1107 code for a protein of 368 amino acids. The transcript has a single exon. Gene Ontology annotation, molecular function: phosphatase activity. Lineage: Eukaryota; Choanoflagellata; Craspedida; Salpingoecidae. Gene Ontology annotation, biological process: protein dephosphorylation.